GGUCGGGGGGGCGAGCUUCAAACCUGGAGGGACGCGGCCCGCUUAAAAAUCGCCCUUCUGCUGGGAGUUCACAAGUUUAGAAGGCGCAGUGACUUUUCUUAAUGUUGUGUUCGCUUCAGUUGUCGCUUGGCCUUUUGUAUUUGUUACGCGUAAACAUCCUGUCUCGUCCUUUCGGCUCUUCUGCUUGUUUAUAUCGGUUAUUUACUGAGCGAAAGUGGAGGGAAGAAAAACCAAAUUGCAUUGUAGGCCUCAUCUCAUGGCACACAAGAUGAAGCAGAAAACCUGAAACCGACUUGCUUGAUUGGGAUUAAAUCUGAAGUUGGUAAUAUAUAACUCUGAGACCUCGCCUACACAGAAUCACACUGGGUUUGUUUGCACUGGUAGUCAGGGCGCUAACCUGCUCUUCAUCUGAACAAGUGCAUUUCCAUAUGUUGUUCCUUACGGUCAGAGUCUUGCUAGGUGUAAACCAGACUUACGUUUGAUUUGAGAGUCACUCCUACAGUAUCCUUGUAGCAUAGAAGAUUACAAGGCAAGCUUUGUACCAGACAGCAUGCUUGAGCUUUUCUGACUAGGAACUUGACAUCAGCGCUUUGUUUUUGUGAACAAUUGGUUUGAAGUUGCUGGAACACUCCUUGCACGUUUUUCAGCUGAGGUAGAAGGAACAGUGUAUUCAUGUUGUUAAUUAUAAGGGACAGUUUGUUCACUUGUUCUUUUACGUUAUUAACAAUUUUAGUCCUUCCUGUUUCUGAAAUGAACAGUUUACUUUAGUGGUGAACAACACAGUGCCAGAUGGAGGCUUGCGAGAGAGAGAGUAGUUGCUGAACAAAAGUUCUGCCUAGAACUGCUUCAUUGGCAAGUUAUGUUUAGAAGAGAGGGAGUUUCUACUGUGUACUUCUAUGGUGUCCAAGCUCAUCUAUUGAUACUUCCUUUGUAACUCCAUGGUAAAACAGCUUCUGAGAGUAUCAAUUUGGUUGCCACAUCAUCUGGAUCCAGAGAUCACUUUUAAGAAAAUGUGGACUGCUAAAAGACUUUGUAGUGCUCAAAUAUUGUUGCUUCAGUUGAAAGAAGGCAGGUGGUGUAGUUGCAUGUUUCCAAAAACUCAGCAGUUCUGGACUGGAAUUCUAAACAAUUGCACCGUAAGAGCGCCAUGUAACAGAGUUCAAUUCCAGGUUUCCAAGGUAAAUGAUAAACGAUCCGUAGUAGAUACAAGAAUGGCUACUAGUGCAGAGGGAACUAAAAUAGGUGCUGGAAAAAGUCCCAGUGGAGUAUGUGAUGGAAGCCAACAUUCAUUAGAAGCAAAAAUGAAACACAUCAAUCUGUCAUUUGCAGCUUGUGGUUUUCUGGGUAUUUACCACUUGGGGGCAGCAGCUGCUUUUUACAGGCAUGGUAAGAAGUUACUGAAAGUUGUGAAAGCUUUUGCGGGAGCUUCUGCGGGAUCAUUGGCUGCCACUGUCUUAUUAGCGGUACCAGAAAAUAUGGAGAAAUGUAAGCAGUUUGCCUAUGGAUUUGCAGAGGAAGUUAGAAAAUUGGACUUUGGUGCUGUAACGCCUGGUUAUGAUUUUAUGAAAACACUUAGGGAAGGCAUAGAGUCUAUUCUUCCUUCUAAUGCUCAUGAGAUAGCUGAGAACCGGCUCUAUGUCUCAGUCACUAACACCAAAAGUGGGGAAAAUCACUUGGUUUCAAAUUUUGCCUCCAGGGAGGACCUCAUUAAGGUCCUGCUAGCAAGUAGUUUUGUACCAGUAUAUGCAGGAAUUAAGCCAGUGGAAUAUAAAGGAGAGAAGUGGGUUGAUGGUGGCCUUACCAAUGGCCUUCCUAUCUUGCCUGUUGGAAGAACUGUGACGAUUUCUCCUUUCAGUGGUCGAUUAGAUAUCUGUCCACAAGAUAAAGGACGUGUGGAUCUUUAUGUUAAAUUUGCAAAACAAGAUAUAAUGCUGUCUCUGGCCAACCUAGUAAGACUUAAUCAAGCUUUGUUCCCACCAAACCAGGAGAAAAUGGAAUUGUUGUACCAAAAUGGAUUUGAUGAUGCUGUACGUUUUUUACUGAAAGAAAACUGGUUUGAAUAGAUGGUACGUAGAAAAUUAACAAAACCUGAUAGCUGUCAAAACAUAGCUACAGACAUCCUACAGAAUCUCAGGGAUUGCUGUCCCAAUUCCUGUUUAUGAAACUAAAAAUCCCAAUGGAAUUGCAUCUGCUUCUGCCGAGAAAGUUACCAGUUGCACUCCAAAGACCUGUAUAAACAUGUCACAAUAGGAAUUGUACUUGCCUGGUAGUUGUCUUGGUUUGAGGAGGUUCAAGCUUAGACCCGUUUUGCUUCAGCUGAAGACUUGAGUGUGGGAUUUGUAAAAAGCUUGUGUUGUCAUAGUUACAGAAACUUGGAAAAGUCUUUUUCAGUGUUAUUUGAGAGAGAAAUCAACGUUGUACCAUGAAAAAUUACAAUCUGUAUUGUUCACUUAAUGUAAUAGUUGUGUGUGCUAAUUGGAUGUAUGCAGUAUUGCUGAUCUAAUACGUAUAUUGCAGUGUUCUAAAGGACUUGAACACUUAGCACUAGCCACAAGAAGUAAAACAUUUGCACUCUUUGAUAUAUGUAUUUUUAACAUUAAAAGUUCUUGCCUUUUUAGUGAAUGCAGUCUCUUAAAAUUUGAAAUACUAGUUGAAAUUUGUACCAGAAGUGUGAUGUUUCAAUGUAAAAAUAUCUUGUAAAGAAGGGUGUAAGAAAUUGUUAUAUUUAUUAUGUUUUCUUCCUCUGCUAAAAUGGAAUAAAUGUAUUUUCUUGAAA
Molecule: messenger RNA, 2776 nt
Organism: Aquila chrysaetos chrysaetos
Lineage: Eukaryota; Metazoa; Chordata; Aves; Accipitriformes; Accipitridae
Gene: PNPLA4
Product: patatin like phospholipase domain containing 4
Exons: 9
Coding region: 939-2063 (374 amino acids)
Biological process (GO): lipid homeostasis; triglyceride catabolic process
Cellular component (GO): membrane; cytoplasm; lipid droplet
Molecular function (GO): retinyl-palmitate esterase activity; triacylglycerol lipase activity
Source: RefSeq, a predicted model, not a curated record